UCCCUCUAAAUUUGUUUCUAUUUUGGCAUCCCAAGCCUUUCUAUUAAACCCUGAACUAUGUAGGGUAAUAUAUUCUUUAGGUCAUGUGUUGUGUUGUCCGCUUAAUGAAUAACUUACUCUUUUUUUGUGUGUCAAUUGCUGCUAAAAAAUGGCAUAAUUGACGAUCAUUCUGUAGGCCAAAUAUUCCUACAUCUCUGUCAAAACAGUAGCUUUAUGCUUCAAGCUUACCUUUUUUUUUUUGUUUUUGUUUUUAACUCCCUGCAGAACUGAAAACAUCCCACAAUCUUAUUUUUGGCUGUGGUACUUAUGUGAGUUGUUAUAUGGUCUAGAGCCUUUUUCAACUAAUAAAAUAUUGUGAUGUAACUGUUUUUUAAUUAAAAAUAUUUACAAGUGGGGCUUCCUAAUUUCUGGUUCAUGAAUUUGACCUUGGAAAAGUCAUUCUUGGUGAACCCCAAAAUCAACAAACCAUUUAGUAUUUCUGUUGAGCUUUCAUUUUCUCUUAAGUUGAUUAGUAUCUUGAUUUUUAUUGUUGGGGUGGUUAGCUUUUUUUUUUUUUUUUUUUGGUUUUGUUUUGACUUCACUUUAAGCAACCCCAUUUUUCUUUAUCUAUUAAGUUUAUCUUCUUUGUAACUGUAAUGGGCUUUGUUUCUUCAUUUGGGUUGUUCAAGAAUUGCUUAAAGGUGAAGAAUUUGAGUUGAUCUUGAAAAUGGAUGUGACAAAAAGAUUGUAUUUUUUGAGGUUAAAGAGGAAAGACUAUGGUUUUUUGUUUAGAAUUAUCUUCAGUUUAUGGUUUAUCUUUGGAGGGUUUUGUCCAGUAAUGGGACUUAGGCCUCUAAGAGAAAGAUAUCAUUCUUGGGGAGAUGAGUCUGACGGAAACAACAUCUCUACCUCCCGAGGUUGGGGUAAGGUCUGCGUACACUCUAUCCUCCCCAGACCCCACUUUGUGGGAUUUCACUGGUGGCUUCUUGUAAGAAAGGAUGAGAAUGAAUUGGGACCAUUUUCUGCUUGGAAUAUAACAGGAACUUACAGAGGGUCUUGGAGGUUCCUGGAUUCAACAAAUAACUCUUCCAGGUUUCCUGAUUUUAGGAAGUCCAAUGGCAACUCGGUCCUUGAGUUGAUAAGUAAUCCAACAAAAAUAACUGGUGUACAUUAUGUUCAGGGUGCAAUACUUUUCCAUGACGUUUUUGACAACGAACAUGGAGUUGGUGGUGCACAAAUCAGAGUAGAAGGUGUGUAUAUAUGGCCAUUCAGACAACUUCGAAUGGUAGCUUACAGUGGCAAAGAUGGUGAGUUUGGCCAGAAAGACGAUUAUCUGUUAUCAAAUCCGUAUCACUUGCUUGGAGUUUUCUCGUCCCAGAUCUUCCAGGAGUCUUCUCAAGAUAAGAUUUGGAAGAAGAAACACUCACCGUUUUACGAGAUGGAGAAACAUUGCAAUAUUGAAAUUGCUGCACAAAUUGCUCGUGUCUCAUCCUCCUCAAAUGAUGGAGCUCGUGACCAUUAUCACCUAGAAGGAUUGAUGGAGAGCCCUUCAGUGGAUGCUGACGGAGACUGUUUCUCACCAAUUCUAUUGAAUGCUACUUCUGUCAAUAUAGAGGUUUACUACAACAAAGCGGUGAACUACACAUUGAUGGUCACAUUUAUAUCUUUUCUGCAAGUGCUCCUUCUGAUUCGACAAAUGGAACAUAGCAACACCCAAUCAGGAGCUGCCAAAGUUUCAAUUCUGAUGAUUGGACAACAGGCUAUCAUGGAUGCUUAUCUUUGUCUUUUGCAUCUGACCGCAGGGAUACUUGUUGAAUCCCUUUUCAAUGCUUUUGCAACUGCUGCAUUCUUCAAGUUUGUUGUCUUCUCGAUAUUUGAGAUGAGAUAUCUACUUGCUAUAUGGAAAGCAAAUAGGCCACUGAACAGCGGCGAGGCUUGGGAAGGAAUGAGGCGAGAACUGUCAAUACUUUACAGCCGUUUCUAUGGGAUCCUUUUAAGCGGUAUAUGUUUCAUGUAUGAGUUUCACAAGUUUCUGCGCCCUGUUCUUCUGCUUUUACACUCAUUCUGGAUACCUCAAAUUGUAACUAAUUUCAUUCGCGAUUCAAGAAAACCGUUGCACCCUCAUUACAUCUUGGGAAUGUCUAUAACUCGUUUGGCAAUUCCAUUAUAUGUCUUUGGCUGUCCUCACAAUUUCAUGCGUAUAGAGCCUGACAAGAAUUGGUGUAUCUGCUUGGAAAUUUUUAUUGCGCUGCAGGCAUCAAUUCUUCUGUUACAGCACUAUCUUGGAUCUCGGUGUUUCAUUCCACGUCAGAUUUUACCUGAGAAGUAUAACUAUUAUAGAAGAUUUGAUCAGGGUGCAAAUCAUGCAACUGACUGUGUUAUUUGCAUGACUGCUAUCGAUCAUACCCAGCGUUCAAAUAAUUGCAUGGUGACCCCUUGUGAUCAUUUCUUUCACCCGGUUUGUUUGCAAAGAUGGAUGGACAUAAAGAUGGAGUGUCCAACAUGCCGACGCCCUCUUCCACCAGCUUGAAUAAACGUUAUUUCUUGAAUUCAUAUUGAUAUAGAGCAACUGACAUUGCCCGACCUGUUUAGAAAGGUUGGACUGCUUUUGUACUUUCAGGUUGGAGACAGAGAGAAUACAUGAGAAGUUUUCUGUAUUAAAAAAGUUAACACAGAUUCACCAGACUGCUGUGCAGAUGUCCUGUAAUGUACAUUACUAAUGUAAUAUAAACUGUCUAUUCUUGUAUUGCAACAAAAACCGAUUUCUUUGAGAAAUGCAUUUACUUGAGUCGAGAGCAAACUUUGUGGGAAAAUGUAGUUAUUUGCAAGUUGGGAAUUCCUAAGAUCAGGUACAUGGCAGAUAUGUUUGGUUUUCAAAAAACAAGUGAUGUGUUAUACCAUCUGUAGAAUUCUUGUAUUUGAAUAUAAUAACCGUUGUACAUAA
Lycium barbarum (goji berry) is the source of this 2923-nucleotide messenger RNA. Its product is annotated as transmembrane E3 ubiquitin-protein ligase FLY1-like. The coding region runs from base 707 to 2509 and encodes 600 amino acids. NCBI's taxonomy places the organism in Eukaryota, Viridiplantae, Streptophyta, Magnoliopsida, Solanales, Solanaceae. The transcript has 16 exons. The record is from RefSeq and is a predicted model, not a curated record. Gene Ontology annotation, molecular function: zinc ion binding.